Molecule: messenger RNA, 2240 nt
Organism: Micropterus salmoides (largemouth bass)
Lineage: Eukaryota; Metazoa; Chordata; Actinopteri; Centrarchiformes; Centrarchidae
Gene: krcp
Product: kelch repeat-containing protein
Exons: 13
Coding region: 148-1863 (571 amino acids)
Molecular function (GO): protein binding
Source: RefSeq, a predicted model, not a curated record
AUAUUGUACACAUAUCUGUGGCGGGAGAGGUUGACCAGAGCAGGUUUUAAUAACCUAUGUCGUUGUUUUAGUGGUUAAAAUAGUGUCCAAAUAAAGUAGGACAGCAGAAAGAGUUGUGACAGUGAAGGUCUUUGCUGGAGGACAAAGAUGGACGACUUCGGAGUUUAUGCAGCGUUUGGAGUAAACGGUCCGCCUCAGAGGCUGCUGAGUGCUGACGGGUCCAGCCGAGUGUCUGUUGCAGUCCCCCCGUGUGUCCGCCAGGUGGUGCUGUUCAGCAGCGGGCCGUGGGGGGAGAGGAUCUGCGUCAACGCGGAGCUCAACGAUGCUGACCGGAUCCCCAUCACUAUCGGAAAACUGACUCCAUAUAACAAGUGUCUGUCCUGGGAGCAGUGGGAAGAGGAGACAUGGACAGACAGCGUCACACUGAAUGUCGCUCUGGAAGGAGGAAACCUGGUAAAAGCAGAUUGGUCAGAGCCUGAGCUCAUCCUGGCUGUGAAGGAAUACACACCUAAGGACACCAUGGCUCCGCUUGCGGCCCGCGAGCUCAAUGGCAAGAGGAAGAGGGAGCGGGUGUCAGAGGGAGACGGCGACGAGAAUAAGGUGACGAAGAGAGGGGAAGAUGAGAACGUGUGUCCAAAUGGCGCCGUGGAGAAGACCACACCUGUGCGAAAGGCCAGAGGUCAAACCAAAGGUGGCCAGAAGCUGUUCAGUGGUGGAGGAGAUGCAACAAAGAUGAAGGGAGCAGGCGAGAGAGGCAGCGUGCUGUCUAAUGGAGCAGGCGAGGCGCCGGGGAUUGUGGGAAGAACGCCUCCUCAGAACGCAGCCAGGACGAAGAGUAGGCAGGCCAAGACUCCCACACACACCGCCCCUCUGGUCAGCCCGUCAGGCCGCUGGGGUCAGACUCUGUGUCCCAUCGAUGCUCAGACUGCUAUUCUGAUUGGAGGGCAGGGAGCCAGGAUGCAGUUCUGCAAAGACCCCAUGUGGAAGCUCUGCACAGAGGACAUGUCCUGGGUUGCAGCAGAGACUCUGGCAGAGGGUCCAACACCCGAGGCUAGGAUUGGCCACACGGUCGUCUACGACCCAGACUCAAAGCGGAUCUUCGUGUUUGGAGGCUCUAAGAACAAGAAGUGGUUCAACGAUGUUCACAUCCUUGACACACAGAGCUGGAAGUGGACCAUGGUGGAGGCUCAAGGGAAGGUUCCUCCUUUGGCCUACCACAGCUGCAGUAUGUUUCGAGGGGAACUGUUUGUGCUGGGAGGAGUGUUUCCUCGUCCAAACCCGGAGCCAGACGGCUGCAGUGACUCGCUGUAUAUCUUCGAUCCCCACCUCUCCAUCUGGUACCAGCCUAUUGUAACCGGCGACACCCCCUCCCCCCGCUCAGGUCACUCUGCAUGUGUGAUGCAGGAGAGGAAGAUCUAUGUGUUUGGUGGAUGGGACACUCCUGUCUGCUACAAUGACAUGUACAUGCUGGACCUUGGUCUGAUGGAGUUUUCUGCUGUAAAAACAACUGGGAAAGCCCCCUCUCCUCGAAGCUGGCAUGGCAGUGCCGUGCUCUCAGACACAAAGUUCCUGAUCCACGGAGGUUACAACGGAAACAACGCUCUCAGCGACACUUUUGUCUUUGACAUAGACACCAACAGCUGGACGGAGGUGACGCUCCCGCAGCUCUCUGUCCCCAGGGCGGGGCACUCCAUCAUCACCAUGAAGACAGCCGGACACCACCGUUUCUCAGAGGAGGACGAAGAUGUUGACACAAGCUCCGUCAACCGAACUCUGCUGGUGUUCGGAGGCGGAGACAAUGAGGGCAACUUCUUCUCCGACCUGACGACGCUCUCUGUGGAGGAGCUGCUCCAGGCUAUUUGAAGCGAGUGAGUCAGAGGUGAAUCCUUACUCGCUGACUGGAUGUGAACACCUACAGACUGACUUUUAUAAUUUAUAUUCCUAUUGUUUGUCUUUUGUUUCCUUUCGUUGUUUCUGCCCUCUCUUCUUUAUGGUUUUUAAAGGGUUUGAAAUGUUAGUAUGGGAAAGUUUAUCCUCAGGUAAAAUGUAUUUUUAUUUUUGAUUAAUUUAACAGUGCCUUUUCUUUUACUUCAGUAGCCCUGAUAUUUGGACCAUGUUGUCUCUGGAUAGCUGCAAGUGCUAUAGUGGGGAGAAAAAAAAUCACAAUUCAUGUUCCUGUGCUGUUCCGUUUUGCACUUGGCUUCUGUCUUUACUUAAUAAACAUCUUGUUUUCUACACCA